Lactuca virosa is the source of this 883-nucleotide messenger RNA. The record is from the annotation of a GenBank genome assembly. NCBI's taxonomy places the organism in Eukaryota, Viridiplantae, Streptophyta, Magnoliopsida, Asterales, Asteraceae.
AUGAGGUGGCAUCAGGUUGGGUGUGAGUGUGUGACCAUACCCUUAGCCUUAGCGUCUUCACCACCACCAUCAGCCUACCAUGUCUCUUCCGUUACUCACCGUCACACGCCCACCACCAUAAGCCAGGUGACCCCUCAAUCGUGUCCGGUUGAUACGUUUUAUAUUUUAGGGCUUUUCAAGAGGAACCCGGGUAAGCGAAUCCUCCCCCGCUCUCCGCCGUAUGCCGUCGAGUCCCGUGUGAAGCCUUCAACCGGUUACCUUCGCACCCUACAAUUACAGGGAUCAAAGGCGUCUGAAAAAAUAUAUCUCAAAGAGAUGAACGUCUUCCUAGCACAAGGCAGAGAAAAAAUCCAAAGCAAAAUCUUUUGCAAAGAAAAUUUCAGGAAGGUGGACCUCACAAUUAAUGCAGUUGAAUGUGUGAUUAGACGCAUCUCAGCUGGUGGUGGAAUUUCAAGGGACAACCUGACUCGAUCUUUAGAAUCAACUACAUGGAUUCUUAGAUUGGAGAAGAUUAGAAUGUACAUCAAGAACAAUAAUGGUUCAGGGAUGCGAAGAUGUAUUUUUUAUUUGAAAACACUUAAGGGAUCUCAAAGCUGCAAGAGCUUAUCAAGAUAUAGAUAAAACUGCCAAGUAAUUUGCAGUCCUCACACUCCUGGGCAAUGAACAAUUAGGCUUCUGGCUCUCGACUGUUGCAGUCAGUUUAGUCAUCAUAGCAUGUCUAGCAAUCAACCGGUCUGCCCGACUGCAUGGAAGAUUCCAUUGGGUUUGAAGCUACAAGAGAGACCUGAUAAAGGUCAAGGAGGAAUUGGAGCAGUACCCACGAGAGGCAGUUGGACUGGUGCUGCCUUUGACUAAAUAUGGUUAAAAUAAUUUUGUACCCAAC